AUGUACGUUAAAUGCAGUUUUAUAUAUAAAUUAAGGUGGUCAGCUGUCGAAACGGCACCGAUCACACAUUCAAUGAAUUGCUACUGCGAAAUUCCUGUAAAGUGCACGGCGGGCAAGGACGGCAAUCUUAGUUACGUAUGCGCCAUGAGUAAAUGUCGUUUUUUUGCCUUGUGUCCCUUGCAUGCCGACGGAUGGCGUAGGGUGGUGGCUCCCCCUGCCGUCACAGGUGAAUUUAUCGCGGUCCGCUUUGAGGCAGUGCUACAUCCGGAAAAGAAGACGCCGCAUGUAGCUGCCACAGUCUCACCACCUGAAGUGGAAGCGGUGAUCGCCGUUCUUGAGGACGCGCAGUUUCAGCCCAUGUGGUACGUGGCGAAGAAGGCGUAUUUGUAUCCGAUGGAGUCCUACAGCCACCUGCUUGUGGCACUGAGGAAACUUUUAGUCCGAGUGCAUAUCGAGGAGAUCCCGUCCUUCUUCUUUCGUUGCCUGGAAGCCGUACAAGAGAUUCAACUAAAGCAUGAACGGAAUAUUGAUGGAAACGCCUCACAACCUGCUGAUGUGGAUGACGUGGUGUACUCUCAACUGCGGCCGUUUCAGAAGAAAGGCGUGGAUUUCAUCAUCGCACGCGGUGGUCGCGGGAUGAUUGCAGAUGAUAUGGGUCUGGGCAAAACGGUUCAGGCACUGGCAGUGGCCCACCACUACCGUAACGAGUGGCCUGUGCUCAUUGUGUGUCCCCUGUCACUAGUGGAAAAUUGGACCAAGGAGCUCAUGCGCUUUUGCAGCAUUCCCAUUGGGCGGAUCGCUAUUUUUCAGAACAGCAAGGUACGUGUGACGGAUGUUCACAGUGCCGUUAUUGUGCCGUAUUCAUCGCUGAAAAGUCUGGAUACUCAGUCAACCACAUUCCAGGUGGUUAUACUUGAUGAAUCCCAUUAUAUUAAAACCGUAGACUCCAAGCGAACGGUGGCGGCUCUUAAGUUAUGUCGUGUUGCUCGUCGUGUGUUAUUGUUAUCCGGCACACCCACGUUAUCGCGGCCCAUUGAGCUCUAUCCCCAACUACAGACUAUCAUGCAUCCAUCCUGGACCCCGUCCAAGUCUCUGUUUGCUGCGAGGUACUGUAACGCAUUUGUGGGUCGCUUUGGUGUGGACUACUUGGGCCACUCGCACAUGAGUGAACUACAUGUUUUGCUGCAGCAGUUUGUCAUUCGUCGCACGAAGCGGGAGCUUGGGAAUGAGCUGCCAUCGAAGAUUCGUCAACUGCUGUAUGUGUACAUUACACCGAAAGAAAAGAAGGCACUUGAAAAAAGUGUUUUGGCGCUUCGAAAUUCAUUUAGGGACGGGGCAACGCUCCCCACUUUAGGAGCCGCGGUGGGCACGACGAACAUGACUCAAGGUACCGGUGGGAAUUUAACGAAAUGUACACCCGGCGGCGCGACCGCAACAAGAAAUAUGACCGCCUUUGACCUGAAGAUUGCCACGGCUCGGGCCAAAAUAGCCGCUGUGCAGGACUACGUGAAGAGCACGACGGAGCAAAUGGUGGAAUCUGGGCAGAAGGUGAUCAUCUUUGCCCACCACCAAUGCAUGAUGGAGGCUAUUCGCGAGGCCGUGGAAAGUGUUCAGCCCAAGCAGCCCCUAGACUACAUUUACAUUACAGGAGAGACACCAGCAGCCCAGCGAGAGGCGCUGACGACGCAUUUUCGAACGUCCACUAAUUGCCAUGUCGCGGUGUUGUCGAUGCACUCCUGUGGUGUGGGUCACAAUCUCACCUGCGCCACGAUGGUGGUCUUUGCGGAGCUGGAUUGGAAUCCAAGUACCCACCUGCAGUGUGAGGACCGUGUUCACCGCAUGGGACAAUCAUCUGCAUGCGUCAUCAAAUAUCUCCUCGCGGAGGGAACAUCCGAUAGUGUCAUUUGGCCGAUGCUGCAAACGAAAUUAAACGUGACGCAUGCUGUCCUUGAAGACAGCCAAGCUGGCGGUGAAGGAUGGAGUGCGGGGGCUGACACACGCCGCAUCCUCCGCUCCGAUGUCCCUCUCACGCCAUCCUCGCCGGAGAAGAAGCAAGUGACACUGGAGGGUUUUCUCUCUCACUCCGGUUCGCGUCCAUCACGUCCACUGACGCAAGGCAGUGACUCGAAUGCCGAAGUCUUAAAAACAUCGGACGAAAGUCCUCGAGCGGAUACAUCGCCGGACACACCGUUUCAAAGUCCAUCAGCAGUGGCACCUGCAGAGAAUGCUCUUCUUGACAUUGCAAAACUGCGUCAGCAGCGCGAAGCCCGUAAAGUUGUUCAUUCAACGCCAGUUUUGGGUACAGCUGGCGCUGGAUCGUCUCCUGUUGCUGCGGUGACGGUGACACCAUCACCACCACCAAUCCAAAGGCAGGUAACGUUGCAUGAAGUGUUAACGAAUCAUCCGGCAAAUUCCCCUACGCCGAAAAAUUCUCCACAACAACGAACGAAAUUUCAUGUUGCAGUUGCAUCGAAGUCAUUUAACGAGCGUAGCGGGGCCGCCCAUACGUCUAGUUGUUCGAGUGAAACCACCUUUUGUGCUCCCAUUGUUUCUCAUCCUGUGAAGACUUUGUUUUUAACUCGGCCUGCAUCCGCGACUUCCUCAUCGGCAGCUUCCUCUGUGAAGCCUCAUGCUGGUGCGAGUGCGGCUGAUCUUUCUGUUGUUUCUACAGUCUCUAAGGAGGGAUCCAUUUGCCUAGUGCCGUCGCCGCGUUCUGAGGAAAUACGCCGUUAUAAUGCCCGUAGAACGCCUUUUAUACUUGGCAGUACACUGGGAAAGCGCUCAAGGCCUGAUGACAUGGAAGACCAAGUGUUGUGA
This is a messenger RNA of Trypanosoma cruzi, 2817 nucleotides long. RefSeq names its product DNA helicase, putative. Gene Ontology annotation, cellular component: nuclear replication fork. The coding region runs from base 1 to 2817 and encodes 938 amino acids. Gene Ontology annotation, biological process: DNA repair; replication fork processing. Gene Ontology annotation, molecular function: ATP-dependent chromatin remodeler activity; ATP binding. The record is from RefSeq and is a predicted model, not a curated record. Lineage: Eukaryota; Euglenozoa; Kinetoplastea; Trypanosomatida; Trypanosomatidae. The transcript has a single exon.